This is a messenger RNA of Peromyscus maniculatus bairdii (prairie deer mouse), 2962 nucleotides long. RefSeq names its product G protein-coupled receptor 135 (gene Gpr135). Gene Ontology annotation, cellular component: membrane. Lineage: Eukaryota; Metazoa; Chordata; Mammalia; Rodentia; Cricetidae. The record is from RefSeq and is a predicted model, not a curated record. Gene Ontology annotation, biological process: G protein-coupled receptor signaling pathway. Gene Ontology annotation, molecular function: G protein-coupled receptor activity.
CCCCAUGGAGGAGCAGGCGCGGUCCCCCGGCCGGCCGCCCGCGAGCGUGGCCUUACCGGGCAGCGCGCAUCCGGGCGGGGCGGUUUCCACGGCCACCGCGGCCGCGCUGUCCUUCAGCGCCGUAGCCACGGUAACGCUGGGAAACCAGAGCGAUGCGGGCCGGCCGGAGGCGGCGGGGCCUCGGGGACCCGCGCCGCUGCUGUGGCACGGGGCGGCGGUGGCCGCCCAGGCGCUCGUGCUCCUGCUCAUCUUCCUGCUGUCUAGCCUGGGCAACUGCGCCGUGAUGGGGGUGAUCGUGAAGCACCGGCAGCUGCGCACGGUCACCAACGCUUUCAUCCUGUCGUUGUCCCUGUCGGACCUGCUCACCGCGCUGCUCUGUCUACCCGCCGCCUUCCUAGACCUGUUCGCGCCCCCGGGAGACUCGGGGCCCUGGCGCAGCUUCUGCGCCGCCAGCCGCUUCUUCAGUUCGUGCUUUGGCAUCGUGUCCACGUUCAGCGUGGCGCUCAUCUCGCUGGACCGCUACUGCGCCAUCGUGCGGCCGCCGCGCGACAAACUGGGCCGGCGGCGCGCGCUGCAGCUGCUGGCCGGUGCGUGGCUGGCUGCCCUCGGCUUCUCCCUGCCCUGGGAGCUGCUUCGGGCGCCCCGGGAACCCCCGGCUCCGCAGAGCUUCCACCGCUGCCUUUACCGGACCUCUCCAGACCCCGCGCAGCUGGGCGCCGCCUACAGCGUGGGGUUGGUGGUGGCCUGCUACCUGCUGCCCUUCCUGCUGAUGUGCUUCUGCCGCUACCACAUCUGCAAGACCGUGCGCCUGUCGGACGUGCGCGUGCGGCCGAUGACCACCUACGCGCGCGUGCUGCGCUUCUUCAGCGAGGUGCGCACGGCCACCACCGUGCUCAUCAUGAUUGUCUUCGUCAUCUGCUGCUGGGGCCCCUACUGCUUCCUGGUGCUUCUGGCUGCGACUCGGCAGGGUCAGGCCACUCAGGCCCCCUCGCUGCUCAAUGUGGUGGCUGUCUGGCUGACGUGGGCCAAUGGGGCUAUCAACCCUGUCAUCUAUGCCAUCCGCAACCCCAACAUUUCUAUGCUCCUAGGGCGCAACCGUGAGGAGGGGUACAGGACUAGGAACAUGGAUGCUUUUUUUCCCAGCCAAGGCCUAGGUUUGCAGGCCAGAAGCCGCAAUCGUCUUCAAAAUGGCUGUGCCAGCAGGUUAGGGGCUUGUAGCAGGAUGCCUUCCUCCAACCCGGCUAGCGGGGCAGGAGGGGAAGUGGUCAUGUGGGCUCGCAAAAACCCAGUUCUGCUCUUCUUUGGAGAGGGACCACCAGAUCCGGUUACAGCAGUCGGCAAAGAGCACAAAUCUGAAACCCGGGAUAGUAGCCUCUAAGAACGGUUGGGGUGGACAGCUUGUUCCACCCCUUUCGUUUAGUGUUGCGGGAAUCCGGGGAGAACUGUGGAUGUCAAAAAGCUAGACAUUUACAACUAAAACAGCAGAAAUGGGAGGGUUACCGCUUCAUUCUCAAACAUAAAAGACGCAAGGGAACACCCCCUUUCUUCAAAAGUGCGGAAAAGAAUGUGAAAUGCAAAAACUGAAACCAUCUUAAACCACACAACCAAGCAUUGGGAGGUGUAAGUGCUAACAAGCCACAAAAUAAAAUUCACAGUUACUGAAAAGCUCAUAUUACAAGAAUCAUCACACUGUGAAACAAACAAAAAUCAUUGAACUGAACUGAACAGAUUUAUUCAAAUACUGGUUUUUUUUGAAUGAGUUAAGCCCCUCGGAUCUGUUUGAGGGCCCCCUGUACUUCACCAGCAUUCAACGAGACCAGAUUCUGGAGUCCGACCUGCUUUGGGUGCUUAGAGCUGAGAGCUGAAACAUCAUUACACCGACUGGUGCCCUCCCCCGGAAUUUUUGUGCGAAAUUUUAAAUUGAGUCUAUUUUAAACAACUUCAGGAUUUCUGAAAAGGUCGUUUAUUACUAGAUAUAAUUCAGUGGUCCAAAGGGCAAAAUGAACGCAAUGUGGUGUUUAAACAGAAGUCCAACAUUAUACAUAAAAACCCAUGUUCCCUCUAAGCCGGUUUUAGCCCCCAAAUCAUCUGUCUUGGGAAACCACGUCCUUACUCUAAACCAUUGUUCCUGUCUGAUAGCUUGUGUGGAUGCCACUCCAAAUGCUUUCAUUAAAAAAAAUAAUAAUAAUUUUCAUACUAAAAUUUUUUUUUGUCUAUUGGGGCAACUCUGUGUUUUUGUUUGUUUGCUUUUUGUUUUUGUUUUUUGAUAGAGCCCAAACUGUUAUUUGAAAUCAAAUUGCUUGAAUAAGGUGAGUCCUGCUGAAUAUGUGUAUAGGCAUGUAUGUAUUAUACAUACACCUUACAUAUCCAGUACUGGAUGGCCUACCUAUCCUUUAACUUCCAAAUGUGAUUCCAACGAGGAAUUCUAAAAGUAGUUUGAAAAGUAUGGCCACAUUCUUGGAACAGCCAUAGAAUGUCCUACGAGGACAUACUUUCUAUUUAGAAGGCUGAGUAUUAAUUUUUUAGCAGCAAAUAUUAUAGUCACCAUUAGAAUGAUAAUUGGUAUGGGAUUACAAGAUGGGUUUUAAGUCCAUAGGCACAAGGUUGGAGAGAUACCUCAAGAAAACUGAAAAUAUUUUCAGAAACUUGCAAAAAUAACUUUUACAGUAAUCCAGAAGCACAAUCUAUGCUUUGUAUAUGCGGAAUUUCUUACACUGGAUGUCACUGCAAUUUUUUCCUCCCUUCCUGCUGCUUCUCUUUAAUUCAGUAGUUUGUGGCAGUAGCUGAAUAAUCAUUUUUAAAAGUAUGAGAAUGCAUGCUAUGUGAAGAUUUCAUUGUGAACUAGCCAGCAUCAUUUUUCUUGUAAAGUAUUUAAGAUGUCUGUUAGUGUGUCUUUGUGUGUCCGGUGAGUGCACAACAUUAUUUUGUAAUCAAAGAUGGAAAUAUAUGAUCCUUGUCUUGA